Molecule: messenger RNA, 712 nt
Organism: Entrophospora sp. SA101
Lineage: Eukaryota; Fungi; Glomeromycota; Glomeromycetes; Entrophosporales; Entrophosporaceae
Source: the annotation of a GenBank genome assembly
UGCUGAAAAUAUGGUGAAUGCUGUAAAAAUUCUUUUAGUAGAAUUAGGUGUGUCAUCAAAGGUAUUAGGAAUAACAACGGAUAAUGCAUCUGCAAUGGUAGCUUUUGGAAGAGAAAUAAAAAAUGAGUUGAGUAUUAAUCAUAAUAAUCCACAUGUUACUCAUCAUUGUUUUGGUGCCCACAUACUUAAUAUUGCUGUACAGCAUGGGCUGCAAGUUCAUGAUGACACAAUUAAAAAAGAGUUGAUUGAUGUUUUAUCACCGUUUUAUUCAGCAACAUUACUGCUUUCAUCAUUAAAUUAUUCUACAAUUGGAGAAUUUCAUUUUACGUUGUGGACACUAGUGAAAAACCUAUAUAAACAAAUAGAAGUUAGCAAUACACAAUAUAUAGUAGCAAACUCAAUAUUAUAUAAAUUAGAACAAUAUUUCGAAUUACCUGAUGAAGCAAAAAUGAUGGCAUCAUUAUUGGAUCCUCCUACCAAAAGCACAACUUUUACAACUGAUGAAAUUACAAGAACAGUAACUGCAAUAAAAUGUAAAUUAAUUCAUUACAACUCAAAUUUUAAUGUUAAUAACAAUAAUACAUCAACUAUCACCACCAAUAACCAAACAGCACCAUCACAAAUAAUUAAAAAUAGAAUUGAUGCACAUACACAUAUAAGAAGUUUGGCUAAGACUCAGGAUAUUGUAUGCCAUAUUCAAUAUGUACUGUAG